AACUUGUAUGAGGUGGGGACAGUUCUUGCUCUUAUUAUUAAAAUAAUACAACCAAACAUACCAUUUCAAAUUAUCAUUCAAUCUUUACGAGCAAAGACCACACAAACUUUUUCUUUGGACUCAUUCGAGUGACAAUCACAAAACCCCUAAAAUUUUCAAUUCAAAUUAUCCCAUCUUGGAAAUUUCACCCUUUGAUCCUAAAUAAUUUGUAACUUCAACUUACUAGGGUUUCAAUAUCCUAACAAAAUCUUAUUUUUUGAAAAAUGAGUAGCAGAAGAGAAGAAGAGAGAAAUGAGAAGAUCAUUAGAGGUCUCUUGAAGUUGCCACCUAAUCGACGUUGCAUCAAUUGCAAUAGCAUGGGUCCUCAAUAUGUUUGCACCAAUUUUUGGACAUUUGUUUGCAUGAUUUGUAGCGGAAUACAUCGUGAGUUUACUCAUCGUGUGAAGUCCGUGUCAAUGUCUAAGUUUACUUUACAGGAAGUUGAAGCACUUCAAAAUGGUGGUAAUCAGCGAGCAAGGGAAAUAUAUUUGAAGGACUGGGAUCUGGACAGACAGAGACAGCCAAACAGCAGUAAUGUUGACAAGGUUCGAGAGUUCAUUAAGGCUGUCUAUAUAGAUCGUAAAUAUGCUGGAGGAAACAAUUCUGAGAAGCCUCCUAGGGACAUGCAGAUCCAAAGAAAUGUUGGAGAUGAGACCAGGAGAGCCAGUUCAUAUCACUCUUUCUCUCAAAGUCCGCCUUAUGAUUUCCAGUAUGAAGACCGAUUAAACAGAAAGCAAGUGGGUUCUCUUACUAGAAAGCCUGGCUCAGAUCACAAUCUAUUUGAGAGGAAGGCUGCAAGCUUCUUGUAUAGUCCUGGUCGUCUAAGUGAGCAUCUGUAUGAGGACAGAUUUGCAAAUGAAGGAUCGAGCUCACGGGUUUCAGACUACUCCUUGUCAAGCGGUGGUGAUCCAUUCAAGUCUGCACCACAGUCACCAAAUCUUCAGACCGAUGAUGGGUUUUCAAGUCCUACCUCUGAUUCCUCUAGGGAAAUUGUUGAUGGCCUCAAUCGCACGUAUUCGGAAACAUUUGCAAAGAGAGACAUUCCAUUACCACGACCACAGAGAACUAUGUCUUCAGUGAGUGAUGGAUCAUUUGAGAAGAAUUCUGCGUCUCUUCCAUCAAUUGAUUCUGGUAGUUCGUUUGAUGCUUUUCCGGAGCCCAAUCAUUCAAAUGCCACCUCAAAUAAAGUCUCUACCAUUCUAUCUCCCUCACAGUUGCCUGUUGAAAGUGUUGGUGGAUUGAAUUUCUUUGAGAAUGCAUCAGGAAUGCCGGCACCGAAUUCAGCUCUGAGUUUUGAUCUGUUUCAAGCAUCAAGAGUUGAAUCUGUUGCAUCAGUGGAUUUGUUUCAAUUUCCUGCAGAUUCUUCAGCUUUGUCUAAAAAUUUCCAAACAUCCUGCUCCUCAUCUUCGAGUUUCCUUCCUCAAUCUCAGAAUCCUACUGUUCCUAAUUUACACAAAAAGCUACCCGAGUCAUCAGAACCAAGUAGAGGGUGGGCCACAUUUGAUGCGCCUCAGCAUGGUGAUAUCCUGGUACUAAUACGUGGAUACUGUUGGCUCGAAGCUGGAUCAGAAGGUGGAAUUACUUUAUCAAAUUUAAAUUAUGUUCCAUCCUCAAAUGCCGGGUUGCAGUGGGCCGGAAUUCCAGAGUUCCUCCACAAUCACUCCGUUUUUGGUGUCUAUCCAUUGAAGGGCCUGCAGACUGUUCAUGAACCUGCCAACAUGCCAAGUAGUCAGGUGUGGAAAGCCUUUGAUGAAGCCAAUGUACAACAGCCCCACAGUAUAGACAUGCAAGGCUUGAAUUCACAAGUUUCUUUCGACAAUACGUCCUCUAGUACUGAUCUAUUUUUUGGCUUGAAAACUUCACAGGAUUCUAGUAUAGAUGGGCUUCAGCAAAUUGCACCUACCGAAGGAUUCUCAUUUCCAAUAUUACCAUCAUUCGUUGAACCAAUGCAUCCUUUCAUGGUUGGUUUUGUCAAGUGCUCGGCGAAUUCUGUUAAUCCGUUUGAUGUGCCAUUUGAUUCUGAAUUGGAAGCACACAAUUCGUUUUUGGACAUGAGUACUCUUCAAGCUGCACUUCCCAAUAAGUCGCUACCCUCGUAUGAUAGCAUAAACGAGCCAUGGUUUCCAGGAAAUUCUGUGGCUUCUCCGCAGGUGGAUUUCUACAUGAGUACAGGCUCAAGCUCUCAGUUGCAGAAUGUUCCAACACAUGGACCUGUUGCUUCUGUUGGGGGAAACCCAUUUGCAUAAUUCAUGGUAAAAGAUACCACAUCUUUCAUCUCCUUGUUUGUAUAAAUCAUAUUGUCCAUGAAGGUUUCUUUUAGGAAGGGUGCCUCCAGAUCGUUUGUGCCAGAUUGGUGAGCUCAAAAUUUGUGCCACCUCUGGUCCAAGAGCUGUAACAUUUUGUUCAUUCAGCUUCAGUGUGCACGGACUUAGCGUGCAAGCUUUUCAUGUCAUUUUGCCAUGGGUUCGACAGGCAAAGGAUCGAUAUUUUAUUGGUGGGUCAUAAGGGUCUAUGGGAGCUGAUAAGGAGUGUUCUAGCUUGACCAAAAUUCUUUGGGGUGAAGCCCAAGGACUGUAACAACAUUGCCAGAGAGCUUUUGCUCUUUUGGAACGUGGUAUGGCUCGAAUCUGGAUGAAUUGGAGUCUGUUUGGCUCGAGAUAGGUGUUUAUCUAGAAAAGUUUAUACGGUUCUGGUGUCACAUGCAUUUCCCCUGUACAUAUUGUUUGUCAUCUGUAAAUCACCGAAACAUGUACGUUCUUUCUAGAUUGCUGUUAACCCGCGUAGCCAAGUUAUUGAAAUCUUUUUUUUUUUUUUUUUUUUUUUUUUUUUUUUUUAUAUUUUAUUUAUCUUUCAACAUUUGAAUAGAAGCAGUGUAUUGUUAAACGUCUUGAAGUUCCAAAAUUGAACAUUAGAGCACUGUAGAUCACGGAUCAUGCCUUUUUCUUUUUGUAUUUCAGAUUGAUACUAUGCAAUCCUAUAUUCUUAUGAGACGAAAA
Molecule: messenger RNA, 3035 nt
Organism: Beta vulgaris subsp. vulgaris (sugar beet)
Lineage: Eukaryota; Viridiplantae; Streptophyta; Magnoliopsida; Caryophyllales; Amaranthaceae
Product: probable ADP-ribosylation factor GTPase-activating protein AGD14
Molecular function (GO): GTPase activator activity
Source: RefSeq, a predicted model, not a curated record